Phalaenopsis equestris is the source of this 1135-nucleotide messenger RNA. RefSeq names its product josephin-like protein. Gene Ontology annotation, molecular function: cysteine-type deubiquitinase activity. The transcript has 4 exons. The record is from RefSeq and is a predicted model, not a curated record. Lineage: Eukaryota; Viridiplantae; Streptophyta; Magnoliopsida; Asparagales; Orchidaceae. Gene Ontology annotation, biological process: protein deubiquitination. Bases 315 to 866 code for a protein of 183 amino acids.
UAAGGAUAUCAGCCUGGGACCGGGACGGGGACUUCCCUUUCAUCCGGCAUCCUCUUUUCACAACUUUCAUUCCCUAAUCUCCACAGUUUCGGUUUGUCGCUCGAGCAGCCUCUCUAUCUGAGAGAGCCGAGCUUUAUCUUCCUCCAUUCUCAGAAUUCAAAAACUGAUAUUAUUCUGCUUCAUCCGUGCUGAUUGCGGAAUCCAAAGGCAUUAUUUGUGAAAAGCACCUCUUGUUCUGCAAAACCUUGUUGCAACUUCAGCUAGCUUGGCCUUGUAUGGGAGAGAUUUGUAGGACCUAGCAAUUGUAGUUUUGAAUGAAGGCUUUUCGUAUGGAGGAUGGAAGUGUCUACCAUGAGAGACAGAGAUUGCAGUUCUGUCUGUUGCAUGCGCUCAAUAAUCUUCUCCAGAAAGAGGACUCUUUCUCUCGAGCUGAAUUAGACUCAAUUGCUGAAAAACUUGAUCAUGAUGAUCCUGACAAAGGAAGAUGGACUCCACUUUCUGUAAUUUUUAAAACUCACCAUAACAAAUUAACAGGAAAUUAUGAUGUAAAUGUUCUAAUCUCAGCGCUCGAGACUCGGAACAAAAAGGUGGUUUGGCAUGAUCAUCGCAAUAGUUCAGCUUCGAUUAACCUUUCUUCUGCAACUUUACUCGGUAUUCUCCUUAACAUCCCUGUGAGGCGAUUCGCUGGACUUUGGCGAGGCCGGCAUUGGGUUUCAAUACGAUGCAUCGAUGGAAUUUGGUAUAACUUGGACAGCGAUCUUUCUUCGCCAAAGCCAUUUCGAAAUUUGGAUGAGCUAACUGGAUUCCUGGACCAAGCCAUGGGUCAGGGUGGCGAAGUUCUGGUUAUCUUUCAUGACAAACUUUGAAAACCGUCUUCAUGGUAUUUGCAUUUGCACUUUUAACUGAUGGAAUUUUGGGUUGAGUUUACGUGUCUAAAAAAGGUUGUAAUUCCUGUUUGUUUUAGUUUUUCUUGGGGAAGCAUUUUACGUCUGGGGCUUCUCAUGCAAAUUUGUGUUGGAAUCGGGAUUGUUAGGCAAAUAAUCAAAGCGAAAAUCUGCAUAUGAUUGUAUGUUUCUUCAAAACCUUGUCGGUGCUUAGUUAGAGGCAUGUAGCUGAUGAUAUAUUGACUUCUAUA